Molecule: messenger RNA, 615 nt
Organism: Adineta steineri
Lineage: Eukaryota; Metazoa; Rotifera; Eurotatoria; Adinetida; Adinetidae
Source: the annotation of a GenBank genome assembly
AUGGAUAAACAACAAUCGACUAAAAUGCCUAAACCAUUUGAUAGUGAUGAUGGAUUAAAUGCAACAGCAUCAGGUAACAAUCAACAACAAUUCAUAUUACGUGAAGAUGAUCGCCUUAAACAAGAAGAAGAUUAUCAACAAGAAUUAAUGAAAGUACAAGAUGAAAUUGUAACAUUACGUCAAGUACUUGGUGCUAAAUUAAAACGUGAACAUGAAUUAAAAACUUUAUUAGGUGUUGGUUUUGUUGAAGAUUUAAAACAAGAUUGGAAUGAAACAGUUAGUGAUAUUAAAGCAACAACAGCUUAUCAAAAAACUGCUGAAACAUUUACUGCUGCUUCAGAAAAACUUGCACCAACAAUCCAAACAGUUAAUUCAACAUUUAAAUCUGGUCUUGGUUCACUUCGAAAUUCAAGUUAUUUUAAAACAUUUGAAAAUACACUUGGUUCCACUGUUACUGCAGUUAAAUCAAAAAUCGCACCAUCAAAAUCAGCUAUGAACUUUAAUGGUGAUGAUAACGAACCUCUUCAUGGUGCUAGCGGAGGAUCUAUGAGUGCAAGUGCAACACAUGAUGAACAUCUUCAUUUCAGUGGUGAUAAUCUACAUGAAAAGAAAUAA